AUGAGCGACAAAAAGGAAGAUUUCAAGGCUGGUAUCAUGGAUCGUAAACGGUCACCAAACCGAUUGGUGGUAGAUGAGGCAACAAACGAUGACAAUUCGGUGAUCGCCUUAAGUAUGUCCAAGAUGGAAGAGCUUCAGCUUUUUCGAGGUGACACCGUGCUUAUUAAGGGUAAAAAGGGUCACGACACGGUCUGCGUCGUUUUGCAGGAUGAGACUGUGGAUGAUAAUAACGUCCGCAUGAACAAAGUAGUUCGCAAGAAUUUGCGUGUGCGGCUUGGUGACGUUGUGGGGAUUCACACGUGUGGUGAUGUACCAUACGGCAAGCGUAUCCAUGUGUUGCCUAUCGAUGAUACGAUCGAAGGUGUAACUGGCAAUUUAUUCGAUGUAUACUUGAAACCAUAUUUUGUGGAGGCAUAUCGUCCAGUUAAAAAAGGCGAUCUCUUUUUAGUACGUCAGGCGAUGCAUCCAGUUGAAUUCAAAGUGGUGGAGACAGAGCCUGCUCCAUAUUGUAUUGUCGCACCUGACACAAUUAUUCAUUGUGAGGGGGAACCUGUACGUCGUGAGGAUGAGGAAAAAAUGAACGAAGUCGGAUAUGACGAUAUAGGUGGAUGCCGUCGCCAAAUGGCUCAAAUUCGAGAAAUGAUUGAACUACCGCUUCGUCAUCCUCAAUUGUUCAAGACAUUAGGCGUAAAGCCUCCACGUGGUGUGCUAUUGUAUGGCCCACCCGGAUCGGGUAAGACACUGAUAGCUCGGGCAGUGGCUAAUGAAACUGGCGCAUUUUUCUUUUUAAUUAAUGGUCCAGAGAUUAUGUCAAAAAUGGCGGGGGAGUCAGAGAGCAAUUUACGAAAAGCUUUUGAAGAGGCAGAAAAAAAUGCUCCAGCAAUUAUUUUCAUUGAUGAGAUUGACUCGAUUGCACCGAAACGUGAAAAGACAAAUGGUGAAGUUGAGCGACGUAUUGUGUCGCAAUUGUUGACUCUUAUGGACGGUCUUAAGCAACGCGCUAGUGUAGUUGUGAUUGGUGCAACCAACCGCCCAAAUAGUAUGGACCCUGCCUUGCGUCGCUUUGGUCGUUUUGACCGAGAGAUUGACAUUGGCGUCCCCGAUGAAAAUGGUCGUCUCGAAAUUUUCCGUAUUCACACACGAAACAUGAAGCUGGACGAUGAUGUGGAUCCGGAAAUGAUUGCUCGUGACACUCAAGGAUUUGUGGGUGCUGAUAUGGCUGCUUUAUGCACUGAAGCCGCACUGCAGUGCAUUCGUGAGAAGAUGGAUGUGAUUGAUAUUGAGGACGAAUCGAUUGAUGCUGAGAUUUUGGAUGCUAUGUCUGUGACCCAAGCUCACUUUAAGUACGCUCUUGGCGUGUCGAACCCUUCGUCGCUGCGUGAGACAACUGUAGAGGUACCUACUGUCACGUGGAAGGACAUUGGUGGCCUUGAGAGCGUCAAGCGCGAGCUACUUGAGCUGGUGCAGUACCCUGUGGAGCACCCUGAAAAGUUUGAGAAGUACGGUCUUAGUCCUUCAAAAGGUGUUCUCUUUUAUGGGCCACCUGGUUGUGGUAAAACUCUGCUGGCUAAGGCUGUGGCUAAUGAGUGUCAGGCCAAUUUUAUCUCCAUUAAAGGUCCUGAACUUCUGACAAUGUGGUUUGGUGAAUCUGAAGCAAAUGUACGCGAAGUUUUUGACAAAGCACGUGGUGCUGCUCCUUGUGUUUUGUUCUUUGAUGAACUUGACUCUAUUGCUCAGCAACGUGGCAGUAGCGCAGGUGAUGCGGGUGGCGCCGGUGACCGUGUUAUGAACCAGCUUUUAACGGAAAUGGAUGGCAUGGGUGCUAAAAAGAAUGUUUUUAUCAUUGGUGCGACGAACCGUCCCGACAUUAUUGAUCCCGCCCUUAUGCGUCCUGGCCGCCUGGACCAGCUUAUCUUUAUUCCAAUGCCCGACUUUGACUCGCGUUUGAGCAUAUUGCGUUCCGUUUUGCGCAAAAGUCCUGUGUCUAAAGAGGUUGAUUUAAAUUUCUUAGCCCAGCAAACGGACAAGUUCUCGGGUGCCGAUUUGACCGAAAUUUGUCAACGCGCUGCGAAGCUGGCGAUUCGUGAAAGUAUUGCUCGUGAUAUGGAGCGUGAACGCCUUCGUGCCGAGGCUGGUGAUGAGAUGGAGGAUAUUGAGGAGGAAGACCCAGUGCCUGAGAUUACGCCACGUCACUUUGAGGAAGCUGUGCGCAAUGCGCGCCGCUCCGUUAGCGAUCGUGAUUUGGCUCAAUACUCGACUUUUGCACAGACAUUGCAGCAGGCGCGUUCGCAUGUGACUGCAGGAGGAUCCUCGCUGGCCAAUUUUUCAUUCCCAGGCCGGAAUGUCAAUGCUGGCACAGCUGGCGGUGCUGCUGAGGCUGCCGAUGAGGAUGAGGAAGAUCUUUACAGCUAA
Molecule: messenger RNA, 2412 nt
Organism: Plasmopara halstedii
Lineage: Eukaryota; Oomycota; Peronosporomycetes; Peronosporales; Peronosporaceae
Product: transitional endoplasmic reticulum atpase
Exons: 2
Coding region: 1-2412 (803 amino acids)
Biological process (GO): retrograde protein transport, ER to cytosol; mitotic spindle disassembly; autophagosome maturation
Cellular component (GO): cytosol; VCP-NPL4-UFD1 AAA ATPase complex; nucleus
Molecular function (GO): ATP hydrolysis activity; ATP binding; polyubiquitin modification-dependent protein binding
Source: RefSeq, a predicted model, not a curated record